AUGGAGACACCACCUCGCAAAAGACAGAAAGUAUCUCUUCAAGAUUCCUCAUCGCCAUUAGUGGAAACGCCAGGAAGGGGUGUGGAAUUUGGUGAUAUCUCUGAUGGUGGACACGAAAGACGUUCGCCAAGUAAAAGAAUGAAUUCUCAUGAAGAUGUUCAUACCAACACGGUUUUACUGGAGGAGGAAAUUAAUGUCGAGGCACUUGAUGAAAAUAAUGGACCAAAUGCUCCAGUUAUUGCAGAGUCAGUAGACGAAAAGGAUGAUAUUGGUAAGAGUAAGAACACUAAUACCCAUAAGGAUGAUUUGGAAAAUAACCAAAAUGGCACUGAUGAUGACCACGUGGAAGAAAAGAGCGAUACACAUCAUUCCAUCUCAAUCACAGCUUUAUCACCGUUAAAGCUGGGUUCCGCCACUGAAGCAAAUUGUUCCAAAGGUUCAAAUGAAGAAGAAGAUAUGGAACAAGAACAUAGUCCAGAGCCAGCAUUCAAGCACCUGAUAUCUCGUUUUAACAGUAUUGUCGAUGAUCUUUCCAACUUGAAUGAGACUUUAACGUCAGUACAUGAAGCAGAGAAUGUUGUAUCUUCAACGUUAAUUGAAUUUGCCCAGCUGCAAAACAAGUACGAUUCAACAAUCAAUGAAUUGAACAUCAAAUUACAGAAGAGUUUGACUACAAUUAAUGGUUUAAACAAUGAAGUUGCAUCCUUUAAGCAAAAAGUUGAUAAUAUGCAUUUAACCAUUGAACAGUCUCAACUCGACAAUCAGAAACUGUCGUCGUCAAACGAGUUACUGAUGACUGAAUGUGAAACACUGAAGUCUACUAUAGAAAAACUGAACUCCGAGAUUGCGGCAGAGAAAAACAAAAGAGCAACGAUUAACAGUAAGGUCCAGCAAUUGAAGGAAUCAGCCGAACCAAUCCUUAGUAGUUAUGCAUCAAUUCAGCAACAGUUGGUAGAAUUACGCAAUGAAAAUACACAAUUGAAGGGUACAAUCAACGAGCAACAAGUUAAGAUUUCAUCUUUUGAUGAUACCCUGAAGCAGGAGCUUGAAUCACUUGCUCAGGAAUUGUACAUUCAGUAUGCGGAGAAACACGAAUCCAAAAUCAGUAAACUUCGUGCUGCCUACGAAACCAAGUAUUCAAAGAAACAUGCGCUUUUUAACGAAAAACUUAAACUAUUACAAGAACAGCAAAAUACACUUCAGAAGGAGCUCUCCCAUGUCAAGCAGAGAUUACAAGUAGAGACCAACGAAAAACACCAGCUUGUGAAACUUUGGGAUGAGUAUGUAGCGCUAGAUAAAAAGGAUGUUGACCAGAUGUCAAACUUUGUUAAACGUCUUAAAUAG
Pichia kudriavzevii is the source of this 1344-nucleotide messenger RNA. RefSeq lists its product as uncharacterized. Lineage: Eukaryota; Fungi; Ascomycota; Pichiomycetes; Pichiales; Pichiaceae. The transcript has a single exon. The record is from RefSeq and is a predicted model, not a curated record. Bases 1 to 1344 code for a protein of 447 amino acids.